This is a messenger RNA of Paramuricea clavata, 576 nucleotides long. Lineage: Eukaryota; Metazoa; Cnidaria; Anthozoa; Malacalcyonacea; Plexauridae. The record is from the annotation of a GenBank genome assembly.
AUGGACGGAGAGCAAUGGCUACUGCCACAUCACCCUAUAAUCAAUUCGCACAGACCACUGCCAAGAGUUGUUUUCGAUUCCGCUGCCAAACACGACGGUGUUUGUCUCAACGACUGCCUUGAGAAAGGGCCAAGUCUUCACAAUGAUCUUCCGAGCAUUUUGUUACGAUUUGGUGAAAAGCUCUUCGCACUUGUGGGAGACAUGUCAGAUAUGUUUUGCCAUGUUCUAGUCAAGGAGGAGGACCGCAAGUAUCACCGUUACUUGUGGCGUGACAUGGAUUCAACAAGACCGCCAGACGUUUAUGAAAUGAAUUGGUUGGUACUUGGUGACAAGUCCUCAUCCUGUGAAGCGAAUUUCGCAGUUAUCCGUGCGACGGAAGACAACCAGAAUCAAUGUCCAGAAGCUGCAGCCGCAGUCAGGCGAGAUAUCUUCGUGGACGACUUCUACAGUUCCCGCAAUGAUGUGCCGCAGGCAGUUUCCUUGAGAGCUGAUGUCUCAUCGCUGAUGGCUAAGGGUGGUUUUCCUAUGCGAAAGUGGGUAUCCUCUUCACCGGAAGUGCUGGCAACGAUACCAUAA